This is a messenger RNA of Opisthocomus hoazin, 1641 nucleotides long. It is a transcript of the gene SPMIP4, whose product is annotated as sperm microtubule inner protein 4. The record is from RefSeq and is a predicted model, not a curated record. NCBI's taxonomy places the organism in Eukaryota, Metazoa, Chordata, Aves, Opisthocomiformes, Opisthocomidae. Gene Ontology annotation, cellular component: centrosome.
AUGCUGCUGCAUGAUCUUCCCUGCUACAGAGAAACUGAGGGAACUGAAAUCCUAUCAAGAACCUUUGAGUCCAAUGAGGUACUAACUCCACUUCAAAUUCCUUCUUAUCCAACUAACUUGUUGUGUUUUUUUUCUUUCGGAUAUAAAGAGUUCAGGGAAUCCCUUCACCGCUGCAAGUUUCCCCAGGGAGCAGAAAGGGAGGAUGGAGGAAUUGCACUACCUGUACUGCCAGAAGACAACAGGGCAAAGGACAAGUCUCCAUGUACAUUUUUUAAAGGACAUCAGCAUUAUAGUAAUGGCGUAGACUCUUGGCCAAGAGGCCUUCCCAAUGAGCAAUACUAUGACAUCACCCAGCUGAAAAAAAGUGAUGUGCGUGUGAAUGAUGAACUGCUUCAUAAACCACCAGACAGAUUGGCUAAACCACUGUGUCUGCCACUUCCCAGCUCUCAUCCGUACCAGACACACAUCUCUCGGUACGCCAUGUUCCCAAACUUCAGAUCACCUGAGGUUUGAGACACUGGGAUCAAUGCAAGCAGUCAUCAGCCUUUCCAUCCCAAUAUCCCUACCAAGGCUUUUGAUGUGGUUGUUCUGAUGAAGACCAGAGGUAAUCCAUACAGGCAUGAAGUUGUCAGUAUUCUCUUUGACUCCCAGGAGAAGGCUGUGCACUGGCCAGGACAGCACGCAUACUUCCAACUUCCCAAGUUUUCUGAAGAAAAGUGUCAAAUAUACUAUUCAAAUCCGCGAAAGACAGUGGCCCCCAACUCCACUUUUAAAGACCUAGAACAUAACCCCUCUCCAAGAACAACCAAUCUGCUACGAAACACUGAAAGAGCUGUAGGGAUCACAACGUACAGUCGAGACUUCACAGGAAGAGGUCCUAUGAAUCCCCCUAUGCUGGAUAACUGUUACAUGAAAGCAGUUGGCAGAUUAACUGGAGAACUAAGCGAAGACGAGGAUCUAAAAGAAAUAUUUCUGCCUAGUCUCUCACAAGUGAGACCUCUUGAAGGGCGCACUGCAUGUUUAUUUCCAGGUCGACGUCCCCGUGAAUCAGUUCUGCACGAACAGCUCUCUUCCAGUGAGAAGGCCACUCUGUCUCAGACAUGCUACCAGAAAGUUCACUAUCUGGAUACUCGGCUGCAAAUAAGCAAACUUCAGAAAAUCACUGACACGUUGCAAACAGAAGCACUGCACAGACAGCAGCUUUCAGGAAGGCCUGAAUCUGAGUCUCUUCCAAAAUCUGCACGUUCCCCUUCCUACAAAGACUUCAAGCACAGAGAUAUGGAUCAAGAUACAGUAUGGGAAAACCCAGCUAGUCUAAGUAACCCAGGCUUACCACUAGAUGUCAAGAGUGAGGAAAACAGAAUUUUGUUGCACAAGCUUUGGCAUCAAGAGGCACGUCAGUCUGCACGGAGACCAGAGGAUGGGCCAAGAGAGACAGCGCUGCCUGAAUGGAUCUCCGGCUGCGAGGUUCCUCAGUGUCAGGCAGCACUGCUGGAGCUGCAGCAUUCCUUCUCUGAGACAGCAGCACAAAAACAUUUUCAUGAUUCCAUAAAAGGAGAGGCAAAAGACCUCAGAGAUAACAUAACUGAGGGAAAAAGACACAAAUUCUGUGGUUUCAAUGCUUUUUAUUUCUUUAACUGA